Venturia canescens is the source of this 4497-nucleotide messenger RNA. Its product is annotated as kinesin-like protein KIF20B. Gene Ontology annotation, cellular component: microtubule; nucleus; kinesin complex. The record is from RefSeq and is a predicted model, not a curated record. Bases 1 to 4497 code for a protein of 1498 amino acids. Gene Ontology annotation, molecular function: ATP binding; ATP hydrolysis activity; microtubule binding. Lineage: Eukaryota; Metazoa; Arthropoda; Insecta; Hymenoptera; Ichneumonidae. The transcript has 3 exons. Gene Ontology annotation, biological process: microtubule-based movement.
AUGCGAGAAUUGACGGAUAUGUCGUUGAGGACAUCGAGAUCAUCGAUCGUGAGGCCGGUACACGUGGCGACGACGCGUCGACCCAGUUCCGCGAUUCCUCGACUAGCCCAGAUGAAAAUGAGCCUCGAUGACGAAACCCGUGAAGCCUCGAACGACAAUUCCUCGAUAGCAUCAUCGGCUCAAACGAUGAACGUCUAUCUGAGGAUCAAGCCCCAAUUGACAAAAUUGAAGAGAGUUAAAAAAGUGCAGGAUGACACUUACACCGUGACCGAUUCAACGACGCUGUUGACUAAAUUUCCGUCUUUGGAGGGCAGCACGAGUUGUGCCAAAAAGUUGAAAUCCCCGGAAGCGACGAGUCGGUUGUUCCGGUUUACUCAAAUUUUCGGUCCUUCCAGUACGCAGUCAGAAAUAUUUGAAGAGCUCGCGAAGCAGCGAGUUUCUGACUUUCUCAGUGGACAGAGUUUCACCCUGAUGACUUACGGCACCACGAAUUCCGGUAAAACGUACACGCUCCACGGGAAUAGAGAAUCACCUGGAAUUUUACCGCGCAGCAUUGAAUUUGUGUUUUCCGGUGUUAAUUGUACCCUCACGCCUUGGUACAAGCCAGCCAACGUCUCCGAAGUUAUCGCUCUGAGCGAAGCGGCACGGUCCCACGAAAACGAAGCCCGAGAAAAUUUGCUCUCCUCGCGAUCGAUGGACAAAUCGAUCUGCGAGGAGGCGUACUCGUCGUUGGAAAAUUCGACGAAGAACGACAGAGAGUGUGGCCAAAAAUGUGAAACCAUGUGCUCCGUCUGGCUUUCGUUCGUUGAGAUUUACAAUGACAAUAUUUACGAUCUUCUGGGUACUGAUGAGACCCGAACGAAGCUCACACCCCUGAGACUCGUCGUGGACAAACAAGGUCACCCGUUCAUUCAAGGUUCACGAGUAAUUUGCGCGACAACGGGUCUCGAGGCUUACCGCGUGAUGAUGGCCGGUCGGUCGAGAUUGACGGUCGGUUCGACGCCCUCGACUCCUUCGAGCUCCAGGUCGCACUCGAUCUUCACGAUGACGCUAUUGAAAUACACGAAGGAGCGCGCUCCCGAGGAGGUCGAAAUGACGACGAUGACUUUCUGCGAUUUGGCGGGAACGGGGAGAAGCCGGAAGUCGUCGACGGCCGGAUACGAGCUCAAAGAGGCGAAGAACAUCAACACCAGUCUGCUGGUGCUCGGCAGGUGUCUUCAGGGUGUUUCGGAUUCUCGGAGCACGAGACAGAGCGUCGAAGUGAUCGGUCCGUUUCGAGAAUCGAAGCUCACGAGACUCUUCCAACGAGGCAUUUCGGGAAAGGACAAUUUGUGCUUCCUCGUGAACAUCGAUUCCUCGCCGGAUCUUUACGUCGAAACCCAAGCCGUUCUCACGUUUGCCUCGAUGGCUAAGAGGGUAGUGAUGGACACAGGAAAAGACGGAAAGUCAAUGUGCGCCGGUGAAAUUUCCAGCACGAAAGAUUCGCUGCCUCAGGAGUGCGCGAGACCGUCGGCCGCUGUCCUUCUCGAGACUUCCGAACGACGAGAAAUUUCUUCGACUCCUGAAUUCGAACAGCUCAAGGAGCUGAACGCCACUCUGACGAAGGAAAUCAGCAUCUUGCGGGAAGCAGCUCUGAACAGGGAAUACGAGAUCCGUCAAGAAAUGGCUAGUCUUUAUGGCAAUAUAAUCAAAGAUAUCGAGGCCAACUGGCAAAAACGAAUAAAAAACGUCGAGGAGGAGCAAGACGAUACGCUGAAGUGGUCCGUCAAACAGGUAGAAAUCUUCUAUAACGAGAGAAUUGAGAGUUUAAUGAAGGGAAAGAGACGCCGCACUUCCGGAGGCGAUCAGCUUCACGACAGCAAGGAGCUCUACGAGGAACUGGAAGCUGAAAACAACCAGAUAACCGCCACAGUCGUCGCUCUCAGGCAGACCGUCAAACAAUUGAAGGAAGAACUAGAAACAUUGGGCACCGACAAAAAUAAGUGCGUCUUCGAGCUCUCCUUGGUCAAGGACGUCGUCAAACAAGUCCGACGAUUGUUGGAUGAAGAGACUGGCGAAAAAAUCAUUAUGAGUGACGAAAACAUCGCUGAAGUUGUCAACGAUCUGAGGCUUUUGAUAAGUGACAAAAAUAAAACCAUUUCAAGCUUGAAAAAACGCUUGGAAGCAGCCAAAAAAGCGUCGAUCGAAGUAACGCGAGAUUCAAUCGAUAACAAAAAAAUCGUCGAUCCUGACCACCAGCAAAUGACGAAAGAAACGAUCUUGAGAUCGUUGACCAAAGAAGAGCUCGAGCACGAACUGUGCACCAGAUUUGGCGGAAUCAAUACUGACAAACGAUCCAUAGGUAUUCAAGUUCUCGAAGAAUUUCUUGCGGCAGAGGAGAAAGAAGAGAUCGACGCAAAAUUCUCUUCCUCGACGUUCAAGAAAGAAAGCAGCCAUUUUUUCCUAUCUUCUUCAACGAGGUAUUCGAUCACCGAGACAGAAACCUCGAUCCUGGAUGAGGAAACAACGGGGACCAUAAACUCGACGAUUUCCUUGCAUUCUCCGUACCAGAAAGGCGAGUCGUUGAAAAACUUGCACAACAGCUUUUUGGAGACGAUCGAGAACGUUUUUCGCUCGAGUGGCGGCGGCGAGUCUUGCUCGAAAGACGAUUCGGGAAUAGGCGUGAGCAAUAUCAUAUCGUCGAGCACGGAAAACAGUCUGAGUACUUCGACCGACGAGAAAUCGAGUCAGACGAAUUUUGAGAGCUUUGAAAAAAGCAAGAAAAUUAACAGCGAGUCCGUUCAACACCGCGUGGAACAGUUAAAAAUUGAUUAUACGAAACUCAAGUCUGAACAUCUCCACGAGACUCUUCGUGUCACCGAGUUAUCCCAAGAGCUCGAAUCGAUACAACUCUCUCUGAGCGAGCUCAAGGAAAGCACGCGUCAGAACGAGCUCAAAUUUCACGAAUAUCAAGAGAAAUUAUUGUCGCGUGAGAAUGAUCUGUCGAACCUCGGACGAGUAAAGUUCGAAAUGGAGAAACAGCUGGAGCUACGUGCCAUCGCUUACGAGGAUAAAAUUCUGAAACUUAGCGACGAGCUGAAAGUUCGCGAGAGCAACGAAAAUCGGGCUUUCGAGUGUCUCGAGGAGUGUCAAGAAAAAAAUUCGAUACUCGAGAGUCAGCUGUUAGUGGCACAUGGAAAAAUGGAAAAAAAUUCAUUGAAAUGUUACGCCGAACACGUAUCGAAGAUCAAGGAUUUGGAGAGAGAAUUGUCGGAGAAGAGCCAGCGAGUGAACGAGCUCAAUGAAAAAUUGUCACGGUUCGAAAAGGAUUUGGACCGCGUGUACGAGCUGAGCGAGAGGGUGUCGAGCUUGACGAAAAUUUUCCACGAGCAUCGAGAAGAAAUGGAGGAACUGAGACGACAAUUGCUCGAAAGAUCGGCGACGCAAGUCGCCCUCGAGUGCAGAAUCAAGAAGCUGACGAGCAAAGUGCACGAGCGAGAAAAUGAAAUUUCAUCGUUGCGAAUGGAUUUGAGUAACGUUGCCAAAAUGAACAUGGAAAAUAGCGAGAAAGUACAAGAUUUGAGCAAAGAAAUAGCCGUUGCCGACGACAGACUGACGAGCGCGAAGGAGGAGAUGACGCGCUCGGAGGAAGACCGACGAAAACUCGAGAGAACAUACGUACAGGAGAUUGGAAAUCUCACAGCUAAACUUGCGGAUUUGGAGAAGAAUACGACGAUUCUCGCCCGCAUGAAAGACAACGAGGACUCACGAAUGGACGAAUUGGACACGCUUAAACUGCUGCUUCAUGAAAAAGAACGAGAAAUGAGUCUGUUCAAGAAAAAUCGCGAUAAAACUGUACGAAGAUAUGAGGCUCUCAUAAGAAAGCUUCAAGCUGACGUUGAGAUGCGAUGUGCUCGAGAGACGUCAAAGCUACGAAUUUUAUACCCCAAAAAAUCGUCAUCGAGGGAUUCUCUGCGGAGCAAAACGGAGUCACUUCACUGGCGAUCGACGCUCCGGCAGAGCGUCGAAAAAGUCAGUUCCAAGGGGGUCGUACAUACGGGAGUCCAUCGUAAAUGGGGCCGGGCGGAUUGUUGCGAUCGCAAAGGCGCUCAGAAGCAUGUGACGUGUUCGACGGUCGUCAAACGAUCGAGUUCACAGGCACUGGCUGCUUCGUCAACUUCGGUCGAAGGUUCGCGAUCGAGCGGGAGUAAAAUUUUCCCUUUUCAUUACGGUGACGGGGACGACGAUGACAUCGAGUCUUUCGAACGAGAAAUAGUCGAGACAGAAAGUCGGACAGAAUUGAACCUUGGUAUAGUCGAGUGUCGUGGCUGUGGAUGCAGGAAAGGACUCUCGCAGGCGCCUGCGACCUUUAGCUUACCGUCGACGAGCGACGACUCGAUUUCUGACAUUUGCGACGUUCCAGAAUGGAUGGAAAUCCGCAGGACCAAUGGAAGGACACACUUCCGUGUGCGAAAAGGGAACGCAAGCGCGAUGGAUGAAGCUAAGCCGAGAGUAUGA